Messenger RNA from Ilyonectria robusta, 462 nucleotides. RefSeq lists its product as uncharacterized. The record is from RefSeq and is a predicted model, not a curated record. Lineage: Eukaryota; Fungi; Ascomycota; Sordariomycetes; Hypocreales; Nectriaceae. The coding region runs from base 1 to 462 and encodes 153 amino acids. The transcript has 3 exons.
AUGGGUUACAGCAUCGAGGCAACUGAAUGGCCAGCGAUUGCCAUGUCCACCGAGACAAAGACUCUAAUUGAAACAUUUUUUACAUUGAUGGAUGAUCUUAGUGAUGGUGUGGGCGACAAACUAGCUGACGAAAUAUUCACUCACGACGGGAUACUAUGUGGGGGACUUGGAGUGGCAGUCGGAACUACAGAGAUCCGUAAAUGCCGUCAAAAUGCCUGGGAUUUGAUCAAAGUUCGUCAUCAUGUCGUGAAGAAAGUAUAUGUCCAUGACAAGGAUGCCAUGGAUCUUAUGCUCAUCGGAAAUGUCGAGAUGGUCUUGAAAAACGAGAAAAGCAUAAGUGGCGAGUUCACUGCGCGCAUCCUUUUUACCAAAGGCAUAGAGGAGAAGAAAAGAAUACAGGCUUAUCAAGUCUGGUCGGACUCAGCACCGAUGCGUGAAGCCCUACAAGUAGGCAGUGGAUAA